GUGAAGAGAGACAUUCUCUUAUCGUUUUCAACUUUUUCGAGAAUAGUCCAAUCCUCAAAAAAAACCUAGAAUCAUCCCCCGAUAGUCGGCAGAUCUCCAGCGAUUCCAAACCCGACCCAUCUCGAUUCGAACCAAUCCCGAUCGACCCGUUUACCCAAGAUCCAACCUUGUCAGAUGAAUCCACCGAUCCCCAUCCCAGCCUCCUCUUCUCCGGCGAUGGACGCUUCGCCGCUUCUAAACCGCAACAGGCGCAACAUCCCUCGCCCCUCCCAGCCCCUCCGAGGCGCAGCGUCGAGGCUCCUCCGCCGCGCUAGCAACCGUCGGAUGAUGCUCCGCGAGCCUUCCGUUAGAGUCCGCGAGGUGGCGGCUGAGCAGCUCGAGGAGAGGCAGAGCCAAUGGGCCUACUCGAAGCCCAUCAUAGCCCUCGAUAUACUCUGGAACUUUGCGUUUGUGAUUGUGUCGAUUGCGAUUCUAGGGUUUAGUCCUGAAGAGCAUCCUGAGGUUCCUCUGAGGCUGUGGAUUGCUGGGUAUAGUCUCCAGUGUUUGUUUCACGUUGGUUGUGUGAUCGCUGAGUAUAGACGACGAAGACGACAAGCUAAUCCUCAGAGUGAAGAAGGGUCUGAAAAUCACGGGUCUUUCAGCGGAAGCGAAGACGAAUCUGAUGGUUAUGGCGUUGACGACGGUGAUGAUGAUCAUCGAGCUAGUUUCGCCAAGCACAUUGAGUCAGCAAACACGAUGUUCUCUUUUGUGUGGUGGAUCAUUGGGUUUUACUGGGUCACUGGUGAUACGGAGGCACUUGCUCAGUCUUCGCCUCGUCUCUACUGGUUGUGUGUUGCGUUCCUUGCUUUUGAUGUGAUCUUUGUUGUCAUUUGCGUUGCGGUUGCUAGUCUAAUCGGUAUUGCUGUUUGCUGUUGCUUGCCUUGCAUCAUCGCCAUCUUAUACGCAUUAGCAGAUCAGGAAGGCGCGCCUGAUGAAGAGAUAGAGAGACUUUCGAAGUUUAAGUUCCUUACAGUAAAGGAUUCUGAGAAAGUGAAUGGCGAAGUCCAGGAAACUCAAGGAGGGAUAAUGACUGAGUUAGGUGUUGAUUCUCAAACCGAACGUGUGAUAUCUAGCGAUGAUGCUGAAUGUAGCAUUUGUCUGUGUGCUUACGAAGAUGGAGCAGAGCUUAGGGAGCUUCCUUGUAGACACCACUUCCACAGUGUAUGUGUAGACAAAUGGCUAAGGAUCAACGCGACUUGUCCUCUCUGCAAGUUCAACAUCCUCAAAAAUGAACAUAGUGGCAUUGAACAAGUGUGAGGAAGACGAUUAAUUUCUCUUUAAGUUAAUGUAUGCGAAUGUGAUGAGCUACUCAUCAUUAUCAUCAAUCACUACCUUAAACCUCGUUUAUUAUUUGACUACUAGAGAGGGAAGAACAAGAGAAGACCGUAAGAUUUGUUUUUGAGAACAAAGCUGCAGUUUUUUUUGUCAUUGUUUAUUUUCUUUCUUUUAUAUAAUUUUGUAAAUGCAAUAAGUAAAUAGUUCGGUCGAAUGUUGUUUACUUGAGCGAGGCAAAGAGAUCUGAGCUUGAUUUAUUUA
Messenger RNA from Brassica oleracea var. oleracea, 1575 nucleotides. Its product is annotated as E3 ubiquitin-protein ligase At1g63170. Bases 175 to 1296 code for a protein of 373 amino acids. NCBI's taxonomy places the organism in Eukaryota, Viridiplantae, Streptophyta, Magnoliopsida, Brassicales, Brassicaceae. The transcript has 5 exons. The record is from RefSeq and is a predicted model, not a curated record.